GUUGGUGUAUGCUCCUCGUAAUAUAUCAUCUUAUCUACAACCAGAAGAAGCUUAUACUGCUCCUACACAAGCUUUCUGCAGAUGAAGUGUUCGCUGCAGAAGCAGCUUUUCAACAUUGGAGACAAGCUCUUUAGUUGUCGACAAGACCGAUGGGUUUCAAUAGAACAAUUUCAUGUAACAGAUUCUCUUCUCUCAAACUCAAUAAACAUGUUUCAUAAUCCUAUAGGUUUUCCAGUAUUGUCUACAAGAAGGAGGAAAAACCAUUCGACAGUUUGUGCAACAAGGAGAAGAAGGGUGCAUUCGAACUCGGAGACGUACGUACUAUUAGAGGCAGGACAAGAUGAGCAGUUUGUGUCGGAAGACGAACUCAAGGCUAAGCUCAGAGGGUGGCUCGAGAAUUGGCCGGUGGAGUUUUUGCCACCAGACCUGGCUAGGUUCGAUGACCUUGAUGAUGCGGUCGAUUUCUUGGUUAAAGCUGUAUGUGAACUUGAAAUUCAUGGAGAAGUAGGUUCUGUUCAAUGGUACCAAGUUCGUCUUGAGUAAAUAAAUAAACGUAUCAUGUAUGUAUGUUUUAUCUUUUUAAGGUAAUAAGCACAUUUCCUUGAAUUAGUAGUUCUUUUGGUUCUUUAAUACAUAAUUGUUGUUGUUCUGGAUGUUAAA
Molecule: messenger RNA, 660 nt
Organism: Camelina sativa (false flax)
Lineage: Eukaryota; Viridiplantae; Streptophyta; Magnoliopsida; Brassicales; Brassicaceae
Product: protein CHLORORESPIRATORY REDUCTION 7, chloroplastic
Cellular component (GO): chloroplast stroma
Source: RefSeq, a predicted model, not a curated record